AGACCUGUUAAUAAAGGAUUUUGAUGGCUCUCAAAUAUAUUGUAGAGGAACCUCCCCUGUGCAUGAGGGUCAAAGGGUUUUCCUCAAUCAGCCUUAGUUUCAGAGAAAAGAAUUUUGAAGUUCCACGCGCCGUAGAAUACUCGGCACAUGGUUGUUUUAAAAGCGAGAUGGAAGAAGAAGAAAUUUCAUCUGGAGGUGUAUCCGUUAAUAAAUUGUUAUUUUGCAUCAAGGUCUCACAAUAUUUAAACGCGUUUGUCACUUCUCCCUUGAAUUUGUCGUCUAAUUCCAUUUUAUCAAAAUUAUCCAGUACACAAUACCGCUUCGAUCGUUCUCUCUUGGGAACCUGAACCCUGAACGAAUAAAAGUGAACGAGGCUGCUGCUUCUUACUAACGGAGGAGCCGACGUCUCCACUCUUUUUUAAAUCAGGUAACACGGUCUUUUGACAAAGGAUUCUUUGUCAAAAGGCUUCGGGUCGAAUGCGAACGAGAAACCAACGGCCAAAUUCAAACACGUUGAAUCCUCUGCUAUACUGUCUCCAUCAAAAUAUUGAAGUGUAGAGCAAAGCAAUGCUUAACACAUUGGAUACAAAACAAAUAAUAUUUAAAAUCGACUGCGAUACUAUAAAAUGGGAUUUAUAAGUGAGUUUAUGAAUAAUAUCACUGUUCUUAUUUAUUACGAAUAUGUUCUUAUUUAUCACAAUGUAUGCAGAAAGAAAUAUAUUUUCGAAUGUUAAUGAUUUAUAUUUUCCGGUCUCGCUUUUAAAACAACUAUGUGCCUGUAAGGAAAAUGCU
Messenger RNA from Harpegnathos saltator (Jerdon's jumping ant), 792 nucleotides. RefSeq lists its product as uncharacterized. The transcript is spliced from 2 exons. NCBI's taxonomy places the organism in Eukaryota, Metazoa, Arthropoda, Insecta, Hymenoptera, Formicidae. The record is from RefSeq and is a predicted model, not a curated record. The coding region runs from base 24 to 347 and encodes 107 amino acids.